Gymnodraco acuticeps is the source of this 2064-nucleotide messenger RNA. Its product is annotated as ABC transporter F family member 4-like. NCBI's taxonomy places the organism in Eukaryota, Metazoa, Chordata, Actinopteri, Perciformes, Bathydraconidae. The record is from RefSeq and is a predicted model, not a curated record.
CCACACCAGACACAGCCACACCAGACACAGCCACACCAGAUACAGCCACACCAGAUACAGCCAGCUCUCUGAGCGCCAAGAAGAGAAAGAGAAACAAAAAGAUACCUGAGGAGGAGGCCGAGAAGGAGGAGGAGGAGAAGAAGGAAGAGGAGAAGGAAGAGGAGAAGGAGGAGGAGAAGGAAAUGCCUCAGGCCACUCCAUCGAAGAAGAAGGGUAAGAAAAGGAAAAUGGAGCCGGAUGCAGUGGAAGAGGCAACUCCCGUCACUCCUUCAGCAAAUCAAAUUAAAAAGAAAAAGAAUAAAACAAAAGAUGUUGAAGAGGAGGAGAGCGAGGUUACUGUGGUGGAGGAGGAGGGUCUCGUGAGUCCAGCUGAAACGACACCGGAGAAAAAGAAGAAGAAGGGGAAGAAGGGGAAGAAGGUGGACGGUCAGGAGGAGGUGCAGUCUGAGGACCAACCAGCAGGGAGCGAUGCAGAGACAACAGACGCCUCUCCGCUCGCGCCGGGCAACAAGAAGAAGCGUCUCAGGAAGAAACUGAGUCUGAAGAAGAGACAGAGGAUCCAGAAGAAAGGGGAGAAACAAAAGCAGAUUCAGACAGAGGAGACGCCUGAACCAAAAGAAACACCAAAGAAGAAGCAGAAGAAGAAGGGAUCGGUGACGGAGGAUGAGAGCGAGGCGGUGAGCGCUGAGCUUUCUGAAGUCGACUCCACUCCACUCUCAAAGAAGAAGAAGAAGAAGAUGAUGAAGAGCGAGGAAGAGGAGGAGACUGCAGAGACCCCCGACACUGUGAGCCCCGACGUUUCUGCAAGGAAGAAGAAGAACAGACUAAAGGCAGAGCCGGCUGCAGAGCAACAAACUCCUCGGGCUUCUUCUACGAAAAAGAAAUCCCCCAAGAAGAAGAUAUCCUCUAAAUAAAUCUGGACGCCAGCAGACGCCAUUUCUUUCCUGGACUAUGAGCCAAUAAAACCAACCGGACAAUCUGAACAACGCUUGUGCCUUUACUCCUGAUUGUUCUGUCUGAGAUGAAAGUGUUUCUGAAAGUAUUUCAAUGUCUUCCUGCUCUUAAAAUACUGUGAAAGCAAUAGAUUUGACAUAAAAGUGCAGUUUUAUAUUUUCAAAGACAGGAGGGGAAUUCGUACUGAAUUUAUUUACCAUUGAUGGGGUUUUGGGGGGAUUUAACCUUUUUUUUUUAUGACAAUAUAAUGGCCAAUUGUAUUAUUAUUUUAAACCUAAAUCGACUGUACUCUUAAACAGCUUUCUGAUUUACUUUUUUAAUGAAAGCUGUGUCAAAUUUCAAGUUUAGUUUAACUCAUCAGAUAUUUCUUGGACUUGUAAUUGUCCAAAAUGUACCCAAAGUAUUUCUUUCCUUUCUUUCUACAUUAGGCGCCAAACCUUACUUCAUAAUCAAUGGGCAAAUUAGGAAGAUAAAAGGCUUCAAAUCAAACCUUUAAUAACCCAAUUACAAUCCAUCAGAACCCACAUAUUAUCAGUAAUGAACUGAAAAACAACAGCAAAUGUUUGGAGUAGCACUUGCUUUAAUUAAACGAUUACUGAUCAUUCGAUUGAUUCGUUGUUUUAGUUAUCCAAAGUGAUAAUUGACAACAUGAAGUGGACCUGUUGGUGAUAUAAUUAAUGUUAUAUUACAGUUUGUGAUAUCCUGUGUUCCCACAGCAUCAUCUACACUCUGUUGGUCAGGGAUGAGCUUUGUACUGCUAUUACAGUGUUGGUAAAAAUGUCAAUAAAACAUUUCAAUAUGUUUUUAGAAUAGUUCUUAAAGGUGUCAAUGAUCUUUUUUUCUAUGAUAUUUGAGCUUUGAGGUAAAAAGUUGUUACUCAGUAUUGUUUUAGAAUAGAAACUCAUGUUACGUAGGAUUUGUUUUUAGUUUUCUUUCAUGAAGCUGUGAAAUGUUGGGUUUUGUUUACACGUUUCUUAUUCCCAUGAACUAUUAUCUAUGCAUCUGAUGAAAUGUGGUUGCUAGGCAGGAAUGUUGUCACUACUUUUAUUUGUAUCUGCUGUUAUUGAGGACCAACAUGUGUGAGACAAAAUAAAACUCUGUAACAGCUUC